Molecule: messenger RNA, 1635 nt
Organism: Neurospora hispaniola
Lineage: Eukaryota; Fungi; Ascomycota; Sordariomycetes; Sordariales; Sordariaceae
Exons: 3
Coding region: 1-1635 (544 amino acids)
Biological process (GO): tRNA-type intron splice site recognition and cleavage
Cellular component (GO): tRNA-intron endonuclease complex
Source: RefSeq, a predicted model, not a curated record
AUGCCUCUAGACGACGACCUAGAAGAUAACCCCUCCCUCGUCCCUCCUCCCUCCACCACCACCACCAACAACGCGACCGGAGAUGCUGCCACCAUGAUGGACGAAGUCGAAGAAGCCGAAGACGCGCCCACUGCCGACUUCCGCCUUUUUGCCUCCACCUACUCCAAGACCAAAAACAUUAGCGCGCAAACCAUCCGCAAGGGCGAAAAGGACUUUGAGUCGCACGGCACGCGCGCGCAAGCAUCCGCGCUCGACGCCAGUCGCGACGCUAUGCGCGAUGUUCUGAGUUAUACCCGCGUGCAUAAUACCAAGUCGGCCUCGGGGUGGUGCAGGGGCUGGUAUUUUCCUGACUGGUGGAAGGACUGGCCGGAGGAUUGGGAGCAGCAGAAGUCAAAGAGGGGAAAAGAGGGAGGGGGGAGGAGGAUGAGGAGGAAAAGGACAGGAAACUACCACCGCUGCAUCCAGAGUCUCGGCAGGGCGGUCACGGGCUUGCCCAAGGAUAGGCCGGCGAGGGGAAGGGAGUGGUUGUUACCUGAGGAGGCGCUGUAUCUGGUGGAGAGAGGGAGUUUGGAUCUGUGGUGGCCCACGAGAGGGAUCGAGGAGGUUUUUCCUGCUGAUGGAUCGGUGCCGACUGCGGCUGCUACUACUUCUGCCAAGGGAGAAGGAGAACAAACCGAGGAGGACGAGGAGGAGGACGAGGAUGACGAGUACAAAUACGGCUUGCCAUUGUCCCUCCAAGCAGCCUACGCUCUGCUCAUCGGCGAAGACGGAGAAAGAGGCAAAGUUAGCUUGCAAAAAUUCCAAGUCUUCAGCCACCUGAAGCGAGCAGGCUACAACGUCAUCCGGGCACCGACCAACCCUCUUCCUGUCCAGGACGACACUCAACUUACGACAACAACACAACCAGCAUCCAAGCCCAAAUCUGUCACAGAAUGGCUCAUCUCCUGCCUACCCCAAUCGAAAUCUUCCCCCACCGAUCCCCCGCCUUACGGCCCUCUCGUCCCGCCGGGCUUCUACCGCUCUUACAACACCAUCUACAACUACCUCUCUCUCCGCCCCUCGAGCACGAGCAGUAGCGCCUCUUCCACCGCCGACAACCAGCCUCAGAAGCCCCAAUCUCCAGAGUCUGAUGGUUACGAUUCCGACUCGAACUCACCCUACAAAAUCCACUACCACAUCUUCAAAGCCUCCACGAAAUUCACUCGCACCCGCCCCCCGCCCCCGGACUUUUACAUCAGCGUCAUCUCCGCAAAGGACACAUCCAUCCCCACCCUCUCCGAGAUCUCUAGUCUGCUCGCCUCCGCGCCUGCCGAUCUCCCUAAGGCGGAAUGGCUUGCGGGAGGCCCGGCAAGGCUUUAUGCUCGCUUGAAACAUGGGUACAGAAAUGUUUUACUUGCGGUGAAUGAUCAUGGGGUGAUCAACUAUAUGAGGUUUGCGCAGGGCGGGUUUGCGAAAGAGGAGUUGUUUAGGAAUUAUGACAUGAGGGUGAGUGGAGGACCGAGAAGGGGCGGUGGUGGUGGUGGAGGAGGAGGAGGGAAGAAAUCGGGGAACAAUAAUGAGGAUGAUCGUGGUGGAUUGAUUGAGGUUGAGUUCGAGUUACUCGCCUCGAGGUUGUUGCAAAGUGCUGUAUCAUAG